This is a messenger RNA of Fusarium subglutinans, 3195 nucleotides long. RefSeq lists its product as uncharacterized. NCBI's taxonomy places the organism in Eukaryota, Fungi, Ascomycota, Sordariomycetes, Hypocreales, Nectriaceae. The transcript has 11 exons. The record is from RefSeq and is a predicted model, not a curated record. Gene Ontology annotation, molecular function: methyltransferase activity. The coding region runs from base 1 to 3195 and encodes 1064 amino acids.
AUGUUCUUCUCACAAUUCUUGGGUUUCCUAUCAAGUCUGACCAUUACCAGGUCGGUACCCAUCUCUAUGUUUCCCUUGGACCUCUCAACUGACCUCUCCAUCCAGACAUCGGUUAAACUUGUGUAUCGUAUCAAGACCAAUGAUCCAUUUGAAGAUAUUGGAAAGGCUUCAAUCGCCAUCCAGAAAGGCAUCACCCUACACGACAUUUUCGGGCGAUCUACAGACGUCAACGUCGACACAGUGAGAUCUAUGAGUCUGGAUAGGGCCAGUUUACCAGCGACAUUUGAGAGUAUCCGACUAGCGAUGAUACGCGCACUCGUUACACAGAUAUCAAAGGUUCAGACCCUCAGAACUGACAAUACCUCUCGCGAUGCUCAUCCUCCAGAAGAAGUCAUGACGAUUGUUGACAACAUCAAACCUGUUGUAGGAUGUAUCGAUGGUAUAGUCAGUGAUGCUAGUCCCCAUCUUGUCGUCAGUCGCCUAGGGCAUGCCUUUACUAUUUUGAAAGUGCUUUGGCCAAAAGACUUUGAGAUUGAAUCGAACUUCCAUGCGUCUAUGCCCGGGGCGUACGGAGACGAGGAAUCUGACACUGGUCUUCUCCACGACAUUCCUCCUGACUGCCCUAGAGCACUCAGAAAGCUUAUCACAGAUUUGUUUCUGACUCAGAAUGCCCCAGGGAUCACCCGAGCUCAACUUUCUGUCAAGAGCUGGGAAGCAGCCAAGAGACCAACAUUGACAAGUCAGUUCAAAUGUGUACCAACCUUUGCCGGAGCUCUCGCGACAUUCAGCCAUGAUUUAUAUCAUCGCUCGACAGAUCCCUCAAGACGCACCGAGCAAGCAGUGUCUCAGUUCCAAGACGUGAUGGGCGUCAUUCAGUUCUGUCAUCUUGUCAUCAUCACCCAACUUGACGCUCCGUACGAAUGGUACUGUAAAUCCACUGAGGGCCAUCAGAUCACGUCAGCCGCCUUGGGGGCUUUGCCGUCGUACUUUUCUGGAGCUUCGUUAUUUUCCAGAGUCCUAGCUUCAUCAUUCAUGGAGAGUUUGGGCGUAGGAGCCAUUUCCGCCGCUGGAGUAGGUGUUACUGGUGGUAUAGCUGUAUUGUUUGCAAGCACCGCUGUCAUUAACCAUUUUCUCAACAGGCACAAAGAGUAUCUCAACCUGACAUUUCCUGGUGCUCUAUCUACCAUCCUACAAGCACUUGGUCUUCCAAUAGCUGAGUCCGAAGACAUAGUGGAGAAGACUUUACUCGAUCGUGUAAGGCAGGAUAUCGGAGGUUGUCGUGCCCCAAAGACGUUAGAGAAGUGGAGGAUAAAGCUCGAGGAGGGCUUGAAAGACUAUCCCGGGGCAAAGGCCAACCAAUGGUGCAUCACACCUACCUCGUUCUGGCCUAGAUGGCUUUCCAGUGUUGCUCAAGUCGCCCAGCUCCGCCUACAGCUCUCGGACAAGAUCUGCAUCGGGUCGUACGACUCCAUUGACCUUGGUGGCAUUUACCUUGACAGUCCCGGCUUUGACGAUCAAAAGCCAGAGAUCAAAUACAUGGCUGAUGUGUUCCAAGAGCUAUUCGCCAUUGUUAUAAUCGUCAUCCCCAUGGACCGAACACGAUCUGAGGCCACUGAAAGCGCCCUACGUAUAGCUAUCAAGCUACUCCGUGACCAAGAGGAUAAGCGACCGCUACGGAUUCUACUGAGCCAGGCCGAUGGUCUGGACCACCACCGUAACAACAAGCAGGUCUUCAGAGACACUCUACGCGAUGUCAAGGAACAGUUCAUGUCCAGAUUUAGACAAGAGCUGGGCGAAGACUUCACCACUUUCAGACAACAGCCGUUCCAUGAUGGAGUUGUUUGCAAAUCGGAAAGGCUGGAAGAUAUCAUCAAGCCAUUCUCGACGCAUGCCCAGAUGAGUUUAGACGGCAUUAGUGCAUUGGCAGAUUGUCCUCCUGGAACCCCGUGCAAGAUUGAAAGAGCGAGCCACUUUGGGAAUUUGUGCGAGUUAGCUGAUGCGGGAGAGAUAUGGGACAUUGAGUCGCUACGGUCCUGGCUGCGGGAUCUUUCACCCACCAGCGUGCCGAUGUUGAGUGGCCUCUUAUUGCUCGUCAUGUCUGAUCCACAAACCAGCGACAAGGCUUUUGAUCAGCCUGCGCCGACAACAAGCACCGCGCCCCAGGAAGAAGUUCCGAUAGGGCUGCUCCCCGGUCAGCAUUGGACGCAGACCGAGCCUGAUCAGGACGACGACGACGACGAUAAUGACUCAACAUUAUCAGACUCCGCAAGCUCAACGGCUUCACUUUCCUCCGAUAUCUUGCGCUACCGAGAGAUCAACGGUAGGCGAUAUCAUAGUGAACAAGGCGAUGCUCAGUACUGGAUUUCGAAUGACAAUCAAGCCAAUGAAGCGCUGGAUAUCAAUCACCACGUUCUGAUUCUCAUGUACAACGAUAAACUUUUCAAAGCGCCGUUGAAGGACAAUAUACAGUCUGCCUCGGUCAAGAACGUUGUAGACAUUGGAACAGGCACAGGAAUUUGGGCCAUGGACUUUGCGGACGAGUUUCCCAGCGCAAAAGUGGUUGGGAUCGAUAUUUCCCCAAUCCAGCCAGGCUGGCUUCCACCAAACCUCGAAUUUCAAAUCGACGAUUGUACCCAGGAGUGGACUUUCAAAGAAAACUCACUUGAUUAUGUACAUAUGAGAUUCCUAGUCGGCAGCAUUAUUGACUGGCCCGGACUGUUCAAGCAAGCAUAUAAAUGCCUGAAGCCAGGAGGCUACAUCGAAAGCCAUGAGUCCUCGCCUUGUAUUGGGAGUGAUGAUAACUCGGUAUCCGAAGAUAGUGCCAUGGGCCAAUGGGGUAAGAUCUUUAUGGAGGGGGGUCGAAAGCUUCAACGACCAUUUUCUGUUCUCGAGGAUAAUAUUCAAGUUGAAAGCAUGAAGGAAGCAGGAUUCGCGAAUAUUGAGGAAGAAGAAAUCAAAGUGCCCAUCGGCGGAUGGCCUGAAGAUCCGAAGCUCAAAGAGGCUGGUCAAUAUUUCCAGGCUGCAAUUCUACAGGACGUGGAAGGCACUCUCAUGUUCAUUGCAAAUCUCUUGGGGUGGAGUAAAGAAGAGAUCCACGUUUUUGCCGCCAGGUACCGUCGGGAGAUCAGGUCAAAGAAGGUCCAUGGGUACUUUCGUGGAAAGGUGGUUUGGGCGCAGAAGCCACUUGACAGCUAA